AAAAUUCAGUUAACGCCCGCAGUCUGAACUGGUCGCUUGGACUAGACUAGUUUGAAGUUUCACCAGAACCCCCACCACAACCGCUACAAUGGCUGACAUCUCUAAGGAGAAUUUGAAGAAGGAGAUUGCCGGGAUCCUUAAAGGGGCUGAUUUAGGAAAAACAUCGGCGAAAAAGGUCCGGCAGGAGCUUGAGAAAAAACUUGAUGCCGAUUUGACAAGCAGAAAAAAAGAAAUUGAUGAUAUCGUAAUGCAGUGCCUCAAAGAGUCUGAAGUGAAGAAACCCAAGAAGAACGGCAAAGGCAAAGAGGAUGAUGAAGAAAAUGACCAGGAAGAAGAGGAAGAGGAAGAAGAAGAGGCUGAAGAGAAAGAGGAAGAGGAGGAAGAAGAAGAAGAGGAGGAGGAUGAGGAAGAUGAGGAGAAAAAGAAACCGAAAAGGGCGACACCGAAGAAAGCGGCACCCAAAAGGAAGAAGGGGAGCAGUGAUGAGAGCGAUGAUGCCUCUGAGGACAAAGAGAGUGAUGAAGAGUACUCGCCCAAGAAGAAAGCCAAAGGUGGAAAACCGAAAGGCAAAGCUGCCAAAGGCCGCAAGAAGAAGGGUUCCGACUCGGACAGUGAUGAAGACUGGGGGAAAAACAAGAAAGCUGCUGCAAAAAAGCCAGGUGCUAAAAAAGGCUCAGGCAAGGGCUUCAACAAGCAGUGUACUUUAUCCCCUGAACUUGCAGCCAUUGUCGGGCAAGAACAAAUGGCUAGACAUGAGGUUGUUACUAAAGUCUGGUCUAUUAUUAAAGAAAAGAAUCUUUAUGAUCCUAAAAACAAACAAUUUGCUAUUUGCAAUGAUGAAUUGAUGAAAGUCAUCGGCACAAAACGCUUCCGCCCUUUUGGAAUGAUGAAAUACCUCAAGAGGCAUUUUAUUGACUAGAUCCUCACUUCUUAUCAGUGGGAACCUUCCACAAUUGAAAUUUGCAAAUCUCACAGAUUAAUCAUUUUACAAGUGCAAAUUUUGAAGAAAAUAAAGAAGAAAAACUUUUACAUUUAUA
Molecule: messenger RNA, 1037 nt
Organism: Cimex lectularius (bed bug)
Lineage: Eukaryota; Metazoa; Arthropoda; Insecta; Hemiptera; Cimicidae
Gene: Non2
Product: histone H3.v1
Exons: 4
Coding region: 89-919 (276 amino acids)
Cellular component (GO): nucleus
Source: RefSeq, a predicted model, not a curated record